ACUUUUGGGUUGGAUAUUUUUGUUGGACCUGGCAACCCUCACUACAGCAUGGCGGCGCCCUGUGCGUGGACAGCGUGUAAUACGAGCGGGCAGGAGGACGCAGUGAUCGUGAAGUUCUCUAAUGGAGAGGUGAAGAACUCUGAGCAGCUGGACUUCAGACUCUUUAAACAUGUGGACGAAUCAAACCCGAGGAAGAAGCGCCGCCGGAUCAUCGCUGCAGAGUCAGACAGGCUGGCGUACGUUGGGAAUAACUUCGGACCCGGAUCCUUACAGUGCAACAAUCUGUGCAGGUAUUUUGUGGGAGUGCUGGAUAAAAGGACGAUGGAGAUGAAGGUUCAUAAUGCUCAACUCUUCAACUUGCUGCCCAGUAUACCAGGAGAAACAGCAGCAGACGCUGAUAAAAACGAGACCAAGACCUACAGAGACAAGGUGGACGCUCUGAUCGAGGCGUUCGGUACGACGAAGCAGAAGCGAGCUCUGAGCUUGCGGCGGCUGAACGAGGUCGGGAACGAGACGCUGCAGAAGGCGGUGGACCGAGCAGCCGGGAGCGUCAUCAACCAGAAAGGACUGGAGGUUUUACAGCAGGAAGUGGCUAAUUCAGAAGCUCAGACUGAGGUGGCGCUCUUCCUCCCGCCGUGUAACCGAGAUGCAGAUAAGCCUGAGGAUGUUUACCCGUUCGACGGCAUUUUGUCUUCAGUGCAGUUCGAGUCUCUCCGGCAGGUCGGGGAGAAGAUGGCGGCACUGACUCAAGAAGAUCUCGCCAAGAUGAGAAGUGAAAACUGUCCAGAGACGGUGAUGAGACAUUUGGAGUGUUUACCGAGGGACGCUGAGGCUCGGCUGGAUCAGGCUCGCUGUGUUUGGUACCUGCUGUUCCUCAUCAGAAUGGCCCAGAACAAGAAGAUCCACCCAAAACUGAAUGAGGAUGAGUGUCCCCGGAGUGUCUACACUAAAGCCCUGAAGACCUUCACUGUGGAGAGCUACGCUAACGGAAGGGUGAGGAGCACAGUUCCUGCUUCCAUGAUGGUGAAGUUAGCGUCUUAUUGUCUGGCUCUGCUUCUGCACAUGGGCGACCAGACGGCAAACCUCACACUCCUCCACAGAGAUCUGUCUAUCAGCGAAAACAAGAUGCUGGAGGUGGCGAAGGCGAUGGGGCUGACUCUGUCCCGGCAGGCGUCUCUCAGUGCAGAACAGUCCGGCGUUCAGGAAGAACAUAAAACAGCAUCCCUGCAGCUCCCGCUCGUCAGAUACGAGCGCCGCCUCGAGGCCAGGAAACGCAAGAGGAUGAAAUAAAGACACUCAUAAUAAACUGAUCACUGUUUAAGAUCUGUGCUGUACAUCAACAGUUGAAUAAAAUAGCCAUUAUAAACAGUCA
Messenger RNA from Astyanax mexicanus (Mexican tetra), 1372 nucleotides. RefSeq names its product RNA polymerase I subunit E (gene polr1e). The coding region runs from base 49 to 1290 and encodes 413 amino acids. NCBI's taxonomy places the organism in Eukaryota, Metazoa, Chordata, Actinopteri, Characiformes, Acestrorhamphidae. Gene Ontology annotation, molecular function: DNA binding. The transcript is spliced from 12 exons. Gene Ontology annotation, cellular component: RNA polymerase I complex. The record is from RefSeq and is a predicted model, not a curated record. Gene Ontology annotation, biological process: RNA polymerase I preinitiation complex assembly; transcription elongation by RNA polymerase I; nucleolar large rRNA transcription by RNA polymerase I.